Molecule: messenger RNA, 2592 nt
Organism: Miniopterus natalensis
Lineage: Eukaryota; Metazoa; Chordata; Mammalia; Chiroptera; Miniopteridae
Gene: RAD51
Product: RAD51 recombinase
Biological process (GO): DNA recombinase assembly; reciprocal meiotic recombination; double-strand break repair via homologous recombination
Cellular component (GO): condensed nuclear chromosome
Molecular function (GO): single-stranded DNA binding; ATP binding; ATP hydrolysis activity
Source: RefSeq, a predicted model, not a curated record
UCUCUGAAAUCGUUAAAUAAAAAUUUUAAAAAUAAAAGUAAAGUGUAAUAUACAUAUAGAAAAACUCAAAUCAAAAGUGUAUGCAGCUCCAUGAAUUAUUACAAAACGAAUAUUCCUGUACAAUCAAAAUAAUCACCAGUCAAGUGAAAAAGAAUGCUGUCAGCACCCCAGAAGUCUUCCUGUGCCCUCUUGUCUAAUACUCUCCUCUCUUCUCUCCAAAGGUAACCAUUGUUGACUUCUAGGACCGUUGACUAACUUUGCCUGUUUCUGAAUUUUAUAUAAUAUUGAGCACAGUAAUGGCUAUGCAGAUGCAGCUUGAAGCAAAUGCAGAUACUUCAGUGGAAGAAGAGAGCUUUGGCCCGCAACCUAUUUCACGAUUAGAGCAAUGUGGCAUAAAUGCCAAUGAUGUGAAAAAAUUGGAAGAAGCUGGAUUCCAUACUGUGGAGGCUGUUGCCUAUGCACCAAAGAAGGAGCUAAUAAAUAUUAAGGGGAUCAGUGAAGCCAAAGCUGAUAAAAUUCUGACUGAGGCAGCUAAAUUAGUUCCAAUGGGUUUUACCACUGCAACUGAGUUCCACCAAAGGCGAUCAGAGAUCAUACAGAUUACAACUGGCUCCAAAGAGCUGGACAAACUACUUCAAGGAGGAAUUGAGACUGGAUCCAUAACAGAGAUGUUUGGAGAAUUCCGAACUGGGAAGACCCAGAUCUGUCAUACAUUGGCUGUGACAUGCCAGCUUCCCAUUGACCGAGGUGGAGGUGAAGGAAAGGCUAUGUACAUUGAUACCGAGGGUACCUUUAGGCCGGAACGUCUGCUAGCUGUGGCUGAGAGAUAUGGCCUCUCUGGCAGUGAUGUCCUAGAUAAUGUAGCAUAUGCUCGUGGGUUCAACACAGACCACCAGACCCAGCUGCUUUAUCAAGCAUCAGCUAUGAUGGUAGAGUCCAGGUAUGCACUGCUGAUUGUAGACAGUGCCACUGCCCUCUACAGAACAGACUAUUCCGGUCGAGGUGAACUUUCAGCCAGGCAGAUGCACUUGGCCAGGUUUCUGCGGAUGCUUCUGCGACUUGCUGACGAGUUUGGUGUAGCAGUGGUAAUCACCAACCAGGUGGUAGCCCAAGUGGAUGGAGCGGCCAUGUUUGCUGCAGAUCCUAAAAAACCUAUUGGAGGAAAUAUCAUUGCUCAUGCCUCAACCACCAGACUGUACCUGAGAAAAGGAAGAGGGGAAACCAGAAUCUGCAAAAUCUACGACUCUCCCUGUCUUCCUGAAGCUGAAGCUAUGUUUGCCAUCAAUGCGGAUGGAGUAGGAGAUGCCAAAGACUGAAUCAUUGGGUUUUUUCCUGUGAUGAACCUAAGUGCUGCAGCCUAAUGGAGAAGACUGCUCCCUAGGGUUCUUUGCAGGCCUCUUCCUGUUGUGACUGCCAAAAAAAGGCUUCCGGAAAAACAGCUAUUGUAUUAGCUUUUCUGGUGGAGUAAACAGGCAACAGGUCCGUAGUCACAAACUGAUCUGAAAUGUUUAUUCCUUCCCUAGAGAAUAUAUUAAUCUCUAUGUGAGUUCUUUGGUUUUGGUGGGGGGCAGUUAUGAAAUACCUCUGACAUAGUGCCCUGAGGUUGACUCAGAACUAACAGCUAGACAACCUUGUGUCUCUAAGAAAACUAACGUUGGGGAGACCUGACUUUUCUCUGUCUGAAUAAUGUUGAAAAAAUGUCUGAGCAACGUGGCAAAAGGAAUGGGUCUCCUCAUACGUUCUUUUUCUCUGUCAGUAAAACUGUCAAUCAGAUGGAGGUUCUUAAGUUUGUGUGCCUGAUAUCUUGUGUAAGAAUUUGGUUUUAGUUAAGGAGUAUUAAGCAGACCUGCUGGGCCACUAGCCUUUUACCAUCUACUUGCUUGGGCGUUUUUUUUUUAUUGCUAAGAGUAACUCAAGAUAAUUUUGGAAUCUUAGGCAUUUCAGAGGCUUCAGUAGAUUCACUGUGCGGCUGCUAAUAAAGUAAUUAUUUGUGGUUUAUAGGCUGUUUAUAGGAGUUAUUCUGGUACAAACUAAGUAUUUCAAGAUAGGGCCUUUAUAUCUUUUUGGCACUGGGUAGGGGUGAUCAGUUUCUAUUGCUUGAAAAUUUAAAAGGGAAGUCCUACAUUCAGGUGAUUGAGCUUAUUGUCCUUCAACCUAAUAGAUUAAUACAAGAUGUAUAUGUCAUGGCUUUCCUGUGGCCAUUGUUUUUAUUCUGUAAGUCUCAUGUUGUAGAGGUCUGAUGCUUCCCUGGAUUAUUCUACUUCCAGGGUUCACAAUAUUAUUCUUCCCCUUCACACUUCCACUCAGGAUGGAUUUUAACCAAUUUCAGAGGACCUCUCAGCUAGUAUUGGGAGGAAAGGCAGUGAAAAUCUCUGCUGGUGCCUGUGUCGAUUUUACUAUAUGUAGGAAGAUAGGGAGAUAUAAUUUAAUGCAGCUUUGUUUUAAAAGCAGUUCUGGAGGUCUUCUCUUACCAAAACACAAACCUGGGGUGGUAUAAUAAAGCCACAGUGACAGAUUCUGGAAUGAAAGCUUGAUUUUUGUAUAAAAGCAUCUCGGUCUUUUAGGACCUAUAAAAUAUUUAAAUACCUUUGA